Molecule: messenger RNA, 2112 nt
Organism: Myotis daubentonii (Daubenton's bat)
Lineage: Eukaryota; Metazoa; Chordata; Mammalia; Chiroptera; Vespertilionidae
Product: butyrophilin subfamily 1 member A1-like
Biological process (GO): regulation of cytokine production; T cell receptor signaling pathway
Cellular component (GO): external side of plasma membrane
Molecular function (GO): signaling receptor binding
Source: RefSeq, a predicted model, not a curated record
CCUGUACCUGGGUGCAUGUCCAGAGGGCGGGGCAGAGUCGUGGCUGCACCAGGCGAGCUUUGUCUUUCUAAGGUGGAAGGAGCUGGGGAAGGGCCCGGCCUCUGCAGACGCCCCUGCAGCCCCCAGCUCUGCUUCUCCACUUCCUGGGAACCAGCUCCUCUGCCCCCAGGGAGCCCCGGCACCCAGCCUGGGCGCACAGCAGGGCUGGGCUCUGAGCAGCUGAGCGCAGGGGCAGACGCAGGGCGCAGAUCGGGGCUCUGGGGCCCCUGGACCUUCUCCAGCUCGGUGCUGAGACGCUGGCUCCAGAAGCCGGCCUUCCCCACAGGCACGCUGGUUUGGGGGACACCGUGGCCAAGAGGAGGAAGCAGGGAGCAGUGCGGGGAGGAGGCGGCUGAGAGCAGAGGAAUGGAGGGUUGCCCCAGCAGCUCUGAGCUCCACCAUCUCACCGCCCUGCUCCUCCUCAUGCCGCUGCUGCUCCCUGCGGGGUCUGCAGAAGAGUUCAUGGUCCUGGGCCCCACGGAGCCCCUGGUGGCCGUGCUGGGCGGGGACGUGGAGCUGCCCUGCCGCACCGCCCCGGCCAGGAGCGGGGAGAACAUGCAGCUGCGCUGGUUCCGCUCCAAGUUCUCCGAGGCCGUGCUCGUCUAUGAGGACGGCGGGGAGCAGCCCGAGGAGCUGAUGGCCCAGUACGCAGGGCGGACCUCGCUGGUGACGGAGCUCCUGGGCCAGGGGCAGGCUGCCGUGCUCAUCCGCGAUGUCCAGGCCUCCGACGACGGGCCCUACUCCUGCUUCUUCAGGGAGGGAGAAUUCUAUGAAGAGGCCAGCUUGGAGCUGAAGGUGGCAGGUGUGGGCUCUGCCCCCCGAGUGCGCAUCAUGGGGCCGGAGGAGGACGGGGUCCGCGUGGAGUGCGCGGCCUCGGGGUGGUUCCCGAAGCCCCAGGUGCACUGGCGAGGCGGCGGCGGAGCGCAGUUCCUGGCGUUCUCCGAGGCCCACGUCCAGGACGCCCGCGGGCUGUUCAGCGUGGAGGCCGCGCUGGUGGUGAGAGACCGCUCUGUGGGCAACGUGACCUGCUCCUUGCACAACCCCAUCCUGGGCCAGGAGAAGGCUGUGGCCAUUUUCAUCCCAGAGCCCUUCUUCCCCCAGGCCCCUCUCUGGAAGCUGGCUUUCUGCGUGAGCCUGGCCGCGCUGGGGCUCCUGCUCCUGGGGGCUGGCUACUGCGCCCACAGAGAACAUUCCAGGAGACUGCGGGCGCUCAGGGACCGGGAGACCCUGCUCCGGGCUAAGGAGGAAGACCGGCGGGCAAAGGAGGCGGCGCUGAGGGCCACAGGGGAACUGCAGGCCCAGCUCGAAUGGAGGAGGAGCGUGUACCUGGCUGCCUGGAGGAAGGCCCAGCUGUAUGCAGAUUGGCGGCAGGAGAAGUUCCCGGCCUGGCCUGUCACUCUGGACCCAGGCUCUGCGGAUUCCAGCCUUGUUGUCUCUCAGGAGAGGAGGAGAGUGACCUUGAAGGAGACCUGUGAGGAUUCUGGAGGCAGCGGCAGCGUGUUGGGCCUGGAGGGCAUCACAGCAGGGCGCUGUCACUGGGAGGUGGAGGUCCUGGAUGGGGACAGAAGCGAGUGGGUUCUGGGGGUCUGCCGGGAAGAUGUGAAAAGGACAGGCUGGUACACAGAGUCCCCAGAAAAGGGGUUCUGGGUUGUGGGGCAGUUUGAAGAUGGAUUUUGUCCCUGCACUAAGGAUCCCACUCCUUUACCCCUGAGGCAGCUUCCGCGCAGGGUGGGGGUUUUCCUGAACUACAGCGAAGGGGACGUCUCCUUCUAUGACAUGACGGAAGGCUCCCACAUUUUCUCCUUCCCUCGGGCUUCCUUCUCCGGGACCCUCUUUCCAUACUUCAGGUUGAAGUCAGGAGUUGGGUCCUUGACCAUCUGCCCCAUGGUGGGUGCGCCGGAGGGGCUCCCUGUGCCCCUUAACAAUUCUCCUUGCGAGGAGCCUCUGAGCCCCCCAGGCUCUAGUGCUGAUGGGGCUGAAUCUCCAUUACUCCCCUGAAAUGCAGAGGCCGCGCCCCACCACUGUCCCUGACCCCUCACUAAGGCGCUUCCUGGAGCCCCACCCCCUGUUAGC